Molecule: messenger RNA, 4952 nt
Organism: Onthophagus taurus
Lineage: Eukaryota; Metazoa; Arthropoda; Insecta; Coleoptera; Scarabaeidae
Source: RefSeq, a predicted model, not a curated record
CAGUACUUAAGAAGUUAUUUGAAGCGCUCGUUUCUGAUUGGGAGUUCCAUAAUCUGAACGAACGCCUCCACGGACGCGGACAACGAGGCUCGCCACGGAAAACGGGGCGGGGACUUCAACGCCUUCUCUUAAAACGCACUCAUUCAAACCGAAAAAAAACAUUAAAAAAAGAAAGAAAACCCUUUCUACAAACCACCAUCGCCGCCGUCUUAAAUUUCAAUAUAACAAAACGCUAUCCCGUCCGCGUAUUAACAAACAUUAUUCCGUUUCCUAUGCGAAAUUGGGCCUAAAUCGCCCCCGAAUAGGGUCGAAAAUCGCGCGCGCCCCGCACGUAACCUCAAAAACGACAACAUUUUUUUUUACUCGUAACAAACGAUGACGCUAAACCGCGCACCAAUCGCGUGCCCGGAAACCGUGUUACGACGUUUGCGAACCCCUAAACGGCCGCCGUGAUGUGAAAAACACCGUAGCGGAUUUUAAAUGGAAAUCGUCGAAAAUAUAAUGUGAGAAAAUGAGUUUUUCAUUUACGGUUGGGUUACAAUGAGUUUUGGCUCGUUCUUUCGAAGCGCCCCAAAAAUGGCCCUUUUCGAGUUCGGUUAACUCCUUUCCUUUAACGAGGGAUGUGUAGUGCGCGUUUGGACUAAAUAAAAACGAUUUUCGCGCCCACAAACACGAUGAGUGGUAUUCCGAAGGUGAAGAUGUGCAAGUCGCCGAAAGCCCCGCAAAAAUUGAUCGAGUACGAGUCUUUGAGUACCAAUUGUACCACCGUCGGCUCGAACAACCUCCACCUGGUCAAGAAGCCGCAGCAAAUCCAAAAUCAAAUGAUGGCGAUGUCUCCGGCUUAUUCGAACCCGAGCUAUCCGGCGUCCCCUUACAGCUCUCCGGCGGGGUUAAAAUCCCCCUCACCUUCGCUAGGGGGGAAACCACCGACUCCGCAACCUGCGAGCUUUCCGGUGAUGCAAAUUAUUCACAAUUUGAAUAAUCAUAAUCAAUUAUUGGCCCGACCGAUCACCGGGCAACAACAAAACGUCAUCAAAUUAAAGCCGCAUUUAAAUAUUUUACCGAAACCAAGUGCCAGCCCGCAACCUUCACCAAAACCGAGCGUCAGUCCCCAAAUAGUAAUUCCGAAUCAACCAACAACGAUAGUUCCAACUCAACCGCUUCUUUUAAAUCAAAUGCCAGUUUUAACGACUCCGGGGGUCCAAUUCAUUCUUCGCCCCCAAACGAAACUUCCCAACGUCCAAGCAGCAACCCCGCAAGGAUUAAUCCUCCAAAACCAACCAGUUCUACAAAUCCAACCGCCUCGUUCUCAACCAUUAGUGCGAGUCCUCACGAACGGGAUGCAAAUUGGAGCCCCCACGACCACGUACGUCACCCAAGUCAGCAAUAACAACACAAACACAAGCAACGGAACAUCGCAAAAUUGCCACCAAAUCACGCAAAAUCACGUUUCGAAGAAAAAAGUGAAUUUAUCGAAUAACAACAACAAAAAGAAGAAGCAAAAAUUGGAUUUGGCGAAUAUAAUGAAGUUGUCGGGGAUCGGAGACGAGGAUGACAUCCAAUUUGAAAGCGACACAUCGUUGAGUGAAAGUAGCGAUCACAACUCCAUUCAUUCUCAGCCGAAUACGCCUCAACCGCAAAAUUUAAUCUCCGAUUCGAAAAAGAUCCAAUUAACCGCCGUGCAACCCCCCACGACUCCUUUGGUGCAAGUUUUAAAUCAAACUUUUCCAAGUAACGUGAUUCCGACGUCGAAUCAAAACGCAACCGUUCCUUUUAAUCCGUUUAUUGCCCCGAAUUUUACGAUUAACAACGGGUUGAUGCUUCAACGAAGCACGGGGGGGUUUAAAUUGGCUUUGGGGGAAGACGGGAGGUUGAUUCUUCAACACGAUCCGACGCUCAAUCAAGAUUUGCAAUCGCAGUUGUUGUUGCAGAGUUUGUUUGGGUUGAAUCACCAAUUAGUUCUUCAACCGAGUUUGGAUCAGCAAGUUCAUUCUCAAACGGUUCAAACGAUCCAACAACAAAGCGUUCAAACGAUUCAACAACAAACGGUUCAAUCGCAAACGAUUCAAACGGUGCAACAACAAACCGUGCAACCGCAAAGUGUGCAACAUUCGUUGCAGACGAUCCAACAAACGAUUCAACCGCAGAUUCAAGCUGUUCAGCCGCAAACGGUGCAACAGACGGUCCAACAAACGAUUCAACAUCAAACUGUUAAUCAUCAUCAGCCCAUGCAGAUUGUGCAGCCGCAAAAUUUUCAUCAAAAUCAGUUGCAACAUUCGAUUCAGAAUCAAAUUCAAUCUCAGAUUCAAUCGAUUUUGCAGAAUCAAUUGAAUCAAAAUGCUAAUUUGAAUUUGCAGAAUUUGCCUCAAAAUUUACAACAAAAUUUGUCUCAAAAUUUAAACCAAAAUGUAUCACAAAAUUUAUCUCAGAAUUUGAGUCAAAAUUUAUCACAAAAUAAUCAUUCGAUUCAACACCAACCAUCAUCGCAACACCAAAUCCAAUCGAACUCGGUCCAAUCGCAAGGUAUUCAAACUUCAAUUCAUCAACCGACCGUUUCGUCGCAACAAAUCCAAACUCAACCGAUCCUAAAAGUCCAACCGUUUCAAAAAAGUCAACCCCCCGUACAAACGGUCCACCCGCAACCGAUUAACUCAACGACGAAUAACUCCACAACCAACGACCACCAACCAUCUCAUCAACAACAACAACAACAACAACCGACUUCGUACGUUGUGAAUUUAACCCCAGAUCAACUAGAACAAUUAAAGCGUUGCGGUCAAGUGACGGUGAAUGGACAGACGAUUUUUAUGCAACGGAGUUCGACGGGGAGUAAAUCGAACGUUGAUAACCAACAGUUUAGUGGUGGUGGUGGUGGCGGUAACGAGCAUGGUGGGAAUAAUGUUGUUAAAGGGCAGGUGAAGUUGUCGCCGAAAAGUAAGCCGAUUAAAAAGGUGCAGAGUAAAGGUGGUGGUGGGAAAUUGAUGGGGAGUCAAAAUGCGGAGAUUAAUAAGGAGAAGGGGAAUCAUCAGGUGAAGGAUCUUAUUAAGAGUGGAGGGGUGCAGACUUCGCCUCCAGUUGUUAAGAAUGUUGCCGUUCAAAAUCAUACGAUUCAGGUGCAACCCCAACAGCAGCAACAACAACAACAAAUUCAAAUAAUCCAAAAACAACCCGCCGCUUUAGUUCAACCCAGCGUCGUGCAACCCCAAAGCAUCGCCCCGAUUCAAAAUAGUUCCGUUCAAGCGCAAAAACCGAUAAAGAAUCAACAAAAAAUCCAAACCAAUCCAAAUUUAAGCAAUAAUCUUAACUUAAAUAGCGAUAAUAACGCGGGAAAUAAUAAUAACAAUGAAGUUGAUCAUCUUUUGGGGCAAAUAAUCGAAGAAUCGACGAAUAAUAACACAGCCCCUCCUCCAGUUGCGACGUCUCAAACUAUCACGAUUCCUUUACCUCCGCCUCCACCCCAAAAUCAAAUCGUUCGGCAGAGACCCCCUCAGCGGGUUCAUACGAUUCAAUUAACCCCGCAAAAACAACAACAUUUAAAAAGUAUUCAGCUACAAAUUCAAACUUUAAGCGCAAGAUUGACUCCGGGGGAUACGGAGAUGCACAACGCGCUUAACGUGUUGUUUCAGGAGCAACAAAAAAUUUUGGCCACAGGGAAAUUAUUACCACCGGAUAAGGUUUAUUACCAUAAUAAUCAGUUAACGAUUGUUAACCCGCAACCUUUACCCUCGCAAAAAGUUGAGAGUUUGAGCCAAAAUCAGUGUCAAGGGAGGAAUAAUGUUAAUAGUGAAAAUAUUUCUAGUCAACAGGUUGUGACACCUCAAAACAUAAUAAAUAAUAAUAAUAGUAGCAAGAUAAGUAUUAACCCAGUGAGUAAUAAUAAUAAUAACGUUACAUCAAUUCAAAUCCAACAAAAUCAAAUCCAACCGAGCUCUUCGACGUCGAAAGGAUUAAUCUCAAAAAUUAAAAUCGAGAAAAGCGAGGCGGAGUUAAAUCAAGAGAGGAGGAAAAAAGCUGCCGAGCAGUUAGAGAAGCAAUUUAGUUUGGAUCAAACCUCGGUGCAAAAACCGGACAUUUCGCGCCCAUUUUCCAACAAAACCGACGCUUGCAAACGAUUAAUGGAUUACCACUGCUUUUCUCAGCCCCCAAUUUGCUCGAAAGACCUCGACGCAGCCGAUGAGUGUUUCGAAUUAACCGCUAAACAUUAUUUAAAUAAAUUCUCGAAGAUGAUUGAUAAAUAUCAAUGUUUAAGGAUUAAAGAAAGCAUGAGAGAAGUUCCAACUUCCGAAUUAAUGAUGUUAGAUCGUUUAUUUGUGAUGGAGGAGCAACAAUCGUUGAUUAAAUUGCGUCAAGAUGUCCAAGAAAACCCCCCGACUCUAUCUCAAUUAACCCCAUCGAUCGAGGUGACCCCUCCGAGUCAAGAAGAUUCGAAUCAAGAGGAGUACGACGAAUGGGCUUGCAUACAAAAAGAAUUGAGCUCGUUGCAGCCCCAAUCGACCCCUCAAAUCUCAUCAGAAUCUAAAGAUAACUUAAAAAGGAAUCGGGAGAAGCACGAAAAUGACUCGAUGAGAUUGGAGUGUUUGAAAAAAUUUCGCGUUGAGAAGAAACGAAGUGUUUCGCCGAAUAAUCAGGGGGAACAUUUUCGGCAACAAUUUCAACAUCAUCAGGUUAUGUUUCAGCAGCAAAAUCAGAGUGGUAACGUUUUUAGUGAGAAAGUGUUUAAUGGAUCAUCGACUGGCUCGACGAGAUCCACUUCGAGUACUAAUUCGAGUUUGGGUGGCCCCUCGGGGACGGAUAAUAUCAUCGAUGAACAGGUUCAGAGUGCGAUCGAUUCGAUAUUGAACUUGCAACAAUCGUCGUUAGACCUGGACGAUGUAAAUAGUAUAUUAUCGUGACGAUUCGUAUAAGAUUAUUUUUUUUGUCUCCUUUAAUGAAAUAUAAAAUCUCUUUUUUAA